UGUCUGUCUCUCCUCAACCUGCAGGUCCACCAGACAACCUGGAACCUGACAUGGUCUCCAUGCCAGCCAGCAAUUGAAGUGAACUGAUAAGAGACAUGAACGAGGGUGGCAUAGACGCCACAGCCUUCGUCCUUCUCUCCAAUUGUGUAUCAUUGGCUUCUUGUGUCUCUUACUCGGGCAAGGGCUCGACUGGACGGCGUCUACAGGGGAGAGGGCAUUGCGGAUGCACCAGACAUGAACGUGCAGUCACUGGCCUGGCUCGUCUGGAGAGGAGGAUGGCAAAGUAUUAUCCACGGAGGGAGGGGUGAUGAGGAAGAUUCAAUGAGGCAGGAAACGAAAAGCAAGGCAAGUAGGACGGGACGAGAGACAAUCG
Messenger RNA from Aspergillus aculeatinus CBS 121060, 373 nucleotides. RefSeq lists its product as uncharacterized. The transcript is spliced from 2 exons. The record is from RefSeq and is a predicted model, not a curated record. NCBI's taxonomy places the organism in Eukaryota, Fungi, Ascomycota, Eurotiomycetes, Eurotiales, Aspergillaceae. Bases 96 to 308 code for a protein of 70 amino acids.